Cyprinodon variegatus (sheepshead minnow) is the source of this 3048-nucleotide messenger RNA. RefSeq names its product homeobox containing 1 (gene hmbox1b). Gene Ontology annotation, molecular function: double-stranded telomeric DNA binding. NCBI's taxonomy places the organism in Eukaryota, Metazoa, Chordata, Actinopteri, Cyprinodontiformes, Cyprinodontidae. Gene Ontology annotation, biological process: positive regulation of DNA-templated transcription. The coding region runs from base 265 to 1776 and encodes 503 amino acids. The transcript has 10 exons. The record is from RefSeq and is a predicted model, not a curated record. Gene Ontology annotation, cellular component: nucleus.
CCUGUUAUAAAGGCCUUAGCGGGAGUAAAACUACAGUUCCCUCUGCGCUCCUCUGAGGUGGAACUUGUCAAUAUGGCUGUUGUCAGACAGACAAAGCGGAGAGGCAAAUAAUUCGCCUCUGAUUAGAAAUCCUUGGGAAAGGGGUCGCGCGGGGCACCGCCAUCCUGCUGCCUUAUUGUUCGGCGGCUGUUAAACGCACCGCUUGGCUCGUGCUUCACUUUUUUUUUUGGAGUUAAAUGGUGAAGCGGACUGUUUGAGCCGAGGAUGUCUGACUUCAGCGAGGAGCCGCGCUUCACCAUCGAGCAGAUCGAUCUGCUGCAGCGGCUGCGUCGCACCGGGAUGACGAAGCAGGAGAUCCUGCAGGCACUGGACACUCUGGACCGGCUGGACCGGGAGCACGGCGACAAGUUUGGCCACCGCACCUCUUCCUCCUCAUCCACCUACCUAGUAGGCGGGGCAAACAGCUGCACCAACAACUCUGCCUCCAACACAACCGCCACAUCCUUCAACAAUAACAACACUGCCUCGGCAACCACCACCACCUCCUCGGCGUCGUGCAACGGCAGCAACAGCGUUGAAGGAGGCGACCACGCCCCCGCCGCCGCUGCCUCGUCCACCACCUCCAAAGUCUCCACUGCCACGCAAACGCUGUUCAACAGCGGCGGGGGGCUUUCUCCUUCUCCAAGCAACAGCUUUGACACCUCCCCGCCUCCAGGGCGUCCGCCACCCUCCGCUGUCCUGCCGUCGCCAGUUUCAUUGGUGGCGCUGUCUCAGAACGGCCGGGACAGUCUGGCCGCCACGCCCAACGGGAAGGUGUCUCCGCCGCGGUAUCCGGUGAACAGCGCAGCCGCUUCACGAGCGUUUGGGUUCGAAGCAGCAGAGGAAGACCUGGAUGUGGAUGAUAAGGUUGAGGAGCUGAUGAGAAGGGACAGCAGUCUGGUGAAAGAGGAGAUCAAAGCUUUCCUGGGAAACAGGAGGAUUUCUCAGGCAGUUGUGGCUCAAGUAACUGGCAUCAGCCAGAGCAGGAUCUCCCAUUGGCUGCUGCAGCACGGCUCCGACCUGAGCGAGCAGAAGAAGAGGGCUUUCUACCGCUGGUACAUCCUGGAGAAAACCACACCAGGUGCUACUCUGAACAUGCGGCCUGCUCCGCUGCCUCUGGAGGAGAUGGAGUGGAGGCAGACCCCGCCGCCCCUCGCCACCGCUCCAGGAACCUUCCGGCUGCGUCGGGGAAGCCGCUUCACUUGGAGGAAAGAGUGCCUGGCUGUGAUGGAGAGCUACUUCAACGACAACCAGUAUCCAGAUGAAGCCAAAAGAGAGGAGAUAGCUAAUGCCUGCAACGCUGUUAUUCAGAAACCAGGGAAGAAGCUGUCGGACCUGGAAAGGGUGACCUCCCUCAAAGUCUACAACUGGUUCGCUAAUCGGCGCAAAGAGAUCAAGAGACGAGCUAAUAUUGAAGCAACAAUCCUGGAGAGCCAUGGGAUCGACGUGCAGAGUCCAGGUGGACACUCCAACAGCGACGACAUCGAUGGGAAUGACUUCUCUGAGCAGGCCUGUGACCUCCCCUAUUUUGACAAGAGACCCCUCAGCCGACCGUUUGGCCUUUACCGACUGGAGCCCACCUCACCUACACAGGACGACAGCGCAGCUCACAGCGAGCACCAGGACCCCAUCUCCCUGGCUGUGGAGAUGGCCGCCGUCAACCACACCAUCCUGGCGCUGUCCAGAACCGGAGGCGUUCCCAACGACAUCAAGACGGAGUCACUGGAGGACGAAUGAACUGCUCAGGAACUGGGACGGAGCGAGGGAACAAAGCAAGGCAGAGGAAUGGGAUGGUGGGUUUGAUAAAGAUCAAAAUGAUCCUUCUUAGUAACAAACGAACAAAAAACCUUCAGAAUCUGCUCCCCCUCCUCCCAGAGCCUUCGUGUAAACAGUAACCACCCCUAAACCCUGUCCCUGUUCUACUCCAUGUAUGGACACAGCUGGUGGAAAAAGGAGGAGGAGCCAAGCAGCUGAUGGUGGCUCCUCUCUGGGACCGGGUCUCCCAGGAACUCCUCUCCCUUUCCAGCACAGGAUACCUCUUCAGUUUUCUCCUCUUCCUUCCCUCAGCAGCCUGGUCGUCUGAGCCGCUCCUCAGCCUCUCACCUCAAACCUCAGAAAAAUGACGCUCUGUAUAUAUAAGGAAUAUACCUACAAGGUUCUCAGUCACCUCAUGAACGCUACCUACCUUGAUACCGACGCCCCUCACCUGCGUGACACGAGGAGCCUGCAGCCGGCCGCUCUGGGAACGCCGGUGAAGAGGGUUCCUCCUCUUCCUCUGUAGUGGUCAUCCCUCAGCAGCAGCUUCUCUUUUCCUUGCUUCAUGUCUGAGAAGUAGCCUUAACUUCCCAUAGACGGCUGCUUUUUAUUUUCCAACCGCACAAAUGCAAACCGUCUGCACAGAUUAGGAGGGACGAUUCGGUCCUUAAAGUAAACAUUUCAGUCCAGCUAUAGCAGUUUGUUUUCCUGUCAUUCCUUUUAGCUGAGAUUAAAACAGCAGUUUGGCUUUUUUUCCUCCUACCUUUAAGUUGAUCUACCUUGUAACCCCCGCGAGCCGUCCAAUAAGGACGCGGGGCUCUACCUUCCAGAUCAUCCAUAUCAAAGGAAGCGUCUCAUGGAUCCGCCGGUGAACCCAAAAUGAUCUCUGCUCUCUCCUUUGCUCUAGUUAUCAGCGACCUCUCUCACACCCAUGCUAGGUUUGACACUACAGCAGGCCUGUAUCAGUAACGGUAGGUAUCUGCAGGCUAAUAUAGCUACCCCUAAGCUAAUUACUACUUCUGUGACGCUGCCUCUUUAUAAUAAGAAUGAUAAUACUGUAAGCUGUGUGCUUUGUUUUUAUACAACAGGUAUCAAAUUAGACUGAAUCCACACUGGAGAUGAAUAUCAAAAAAAAUAUACAUUUAUUUUCCUGUUUCACCUACAAAUAACCUCAAAAGGAAGCAUUGAAGGGAAUCUGAUUUGGUUUCUUUUUGUGUUGGAUGAGAGUUCUCCAAAUCCAUCAGCCUCCAUUUA